AUGUAUUAUUUGUUCAUUAUACGGUGCAAAUUUUCGUCCGUUCUUUCUCGGCAAAGCCUUUCAAUUCACGAUUGUCACGUUUUAUACCAACAUGACUUCAAGCUAAGCGAUAAUAGCGUGAAAGCUGCAAAGGAUCAGAAUAUAAUACAAAAAAUCACUCUCUCUCUCUCUCUCUCUCUCUCUCUCUCUCUCUCUAUCCCCUCUCUCUAUCCCUCUCUCUCUCUCUCCCCCCUCUCUAUCCCCCUCUCUCUCUCCCCUCUCUCUAUCCCCUCUCUCUCUCCCCUUCUCUCUCUCUCUCCCCCUCUCUCUAUUCCCUCUCUCUCUAUCUCUCUCUCUCUCUCUCUCUCUCUCUCUCUCCCCUCUCCUCUCCCCUCUCUCUCCCUCUCUCUCUCUAUCCCCCCCUCUCAUCUCCCAUCUCUCUAUCUCUCUCUAUCGCCCCCUCUCUCUAUCCCCCUCUCUCCCCCUCUCUCCCCUCUCUCUCUCUCCCUCCCCUCUCUAUCCCCUCUCUCUAUCCCCCUCUCUAUCUCCCUCUCUCUCUCUCCCUCUCUCUCCCUCUCUAUCCCCCUCUCUCUAUCUCUCUCUCUCUCUCUCUCUCCCCUCUCUCUCCCCUCUCCCCCUCUCUCUCCCCCCUCUCUCUCUCCCUCCCCUUUCUCUAUCCCCCCUCUUUCUAUCCCCCCUCUCUCUCUAUCGCCCCUCUCUCUAUCCCCCUCUAUCUCCCCUCUCUCUCCCUCUCCCUCUCUCUCUAUCCCUCUCUCUAUCCCCCCUCUCUAUCUCUCUCUCUCUCUCCCUCUCCCCUCUCCCCUCUCUCUAUCCCCUCUCUAUCUCUCUCUAUCUAUCUCUCUCUCUCCCUCUCUCUCCCCCUCUCUAUCUCUCUCCCUCUCCCCUCCCUCUCUAUCCCCCUCUUUUCUCCCCCCCCCUCUCUCUCUUACUGGGCUUCACCCACAGGAUGCUGCAGUGGAAAGAUGCGCCUUAUUUCUCAACCACUCCCAAGAUUUCUUAAUUUUAGUCAAACCUACAUUUUAG
This is a messenger RNA of Acanthosepion pharaonis, 1023 nucleotides long. NCBI's taxonomy places the organism in Eukaryota, Metazoa, Mollusca, Cephalopoda, Sepiida, Sepiidae. The record is from the annotation of a GenBank genome assembly.